Molecule: messenger RNA, 1524 nt
Organism: Lasiosphaeria miniovina
Lineage: Eukaryota; Fungi; Ascomycota; Sordariomycetes; Sordariales; Lasiosphaeriaceae
Product: transcription factor IIA, alpha/beta subunit
Exons: 3
Coding region: 159-1385 (408 amino acids)
Biological process (GO): transcription initiation at RNA polymerase II promoter; transcription by RNA polymerase II
Cellular component (GO): transcription factor TFIIA complex
Source: RefSeq, a predicted model, not a curated record
AAGCUGUCUUCUGUGGCCGGGCGGUACGGUACGGCAAGGCGGCGACGUUACUGAGGAGGCCACGGAAACACAAGUGCUGGGACUAGGAGAACUCGUCUCGCUUCCCUAGAAGCUGCGCACCUUCCUACUGCAUCGCUCGCACCUCGACCUUUUUGACAAUGUCCAACGCAAACGUCGGAUCGGUCUACGACCACAUAAUCCAGGAGGUCAUCAAUGCCGUGCGUGUCGAUUUCGAGGAGAACGGCGUCGAGGAUGGCGUCCUGGACGAGCUGAGAAAAGGCUGGCAACAGAAACUCUCGCAGCUCAACGUCGCGCAGUUCCCUUGGGAUCCCAAGCCUGAGCCGCCUCCUACUGCAGCGAACAAUGCUCAGACAGCGGCUCCUCCCGUCUCCCAGCAGGUUGCCACCAGCUAUACCCAGGCCACCUUGAGCCCCCAGACGUCGUCCCAGCCUCUCUCGCAUCAGGGCUCUCUGCAUCCCGGUGCUAAUGGCAUGGGAAUCAAGCCCGACCCGGGCAUGGUCAAGCCUGAACCCGGCAUCAAGCAGGAGCCUGGCACAGGAAUGAGUCAGACCGGCGUUCCCGCGUAUAAUGCUGCAAACGCAGGCCGCGGCGGAAUAGCCGCUCAGCGUGCCGCCCAGGCCCUGGAGAGCAACUAUGGCCCACGUGCUGCUGCCUCCAUCAGUGCCAUUCAGAGCGGCAUGGCUCAGCAGAUGAACCCGGCCCAACUGGCUCAGCGACCGGGGCAGCCGCCCCAGCAGCAACAGCAGCACCAGGCUCCUCAACAGCAGCAGCAACCUAACGCGCAACAGCAGUAUCGCCAGGGAGUAGCCGCCACGAUGCAGCAGCGGCUGCAGUCUCAGCAGGGUGCUCACACGAACGGUCCGAACGGCCUUCCUACGGCUCAAGUUGAUGGAUCCAGUGACAGCUUUGAGGGCGUCUUGCUUCGGCGUGAUGCCAACGGCCAUCCUGUAGAGAUGGGCCGAGUCGAGAUCGACAACUUGAUCCAUGCCCAAAUUGCUUCCAGAGCCAAGCAGAUAGAGGGUGGCGGCCUUAUGCUGCCCCUCAAGGAAGCUACCCGCCACCGCAGUAUUGCGAACAAGAGCAAAGCCACCGCCGGUGGCCCCUCUCAAGUCGAUGGCCCUGAUGACCUUAUGAAGGAUGAGGACCUUGAUGAAGACGCCAUCAAUUCCGACCUGGACGAUUCCGAGGAGGAGAAGGAUGAAGAAGAAGAGGACGACGACUCAAUGGGCCACAUGAUGCUCUGCAUGUAUGACAAGGUCCAGCGAGUCAAGAACAAGUGGAAGUGCACCCUGAAGGACGGCGUCCUGACGGUCAAUGGCCGGGAGUAUGUCUUCCACAAAGCCACCGGCGAGUACGAGUGGUAAUCUCAUGGUGCACGCCAAUUGCGCACGACCCUUCAUCUCGGUCUUUAUGCGCUUGUACGAGUGCACCUGCGACUUGCCUCAUCAUCGAACUACUAAAAACGACGUUAAAGAUCCUUUAUCGCCAAGGAAGCAAUCAAAG